Molecule: messenger RNA, 1918 nt
Organism: Paramacrobiotus metropolitanus
Lineage: Eukaryota; Metazoa; Tardigrada; Eutardigrada; Parachela; Macrobiotidae
Exons: 2
Coding region: 342-1157 (271 amino acids)
Source: RefSeq, a predicted model, not a curated record
UCGGCGCUGCUAGUGCUACCGGAAAUUACGCUAGAAAUGGAUAUUGCAAUCAAAAAGCAAAUUGCAGGACUUGGUGCGGCUACGCAUAUUGAAAACACGGAUCUGGUAGCACCAGUGAACUUGAUUGCGCAUUCUAUAUUCAGCUCGGUAGAGGUAACAAUGGCCAACCGCCUGAUAACUAAUUCCACCCCAUUAUAUGCCUACCGAGCGUACUUGGAAAAUUUGUUGGGGUACACACCGGCUGCCCUAAAAGCCAGGCAACAAGUGCUGGAUUUUAUAUAGACACUCCCGGGUACCUAGAAGAUCAUGCCAAUAACGCUGGAGAAGUAACGCGAAAAGCUAUGUUUGUGACCAACGAGUACGUCCCGUUCAGCGCCAAAUUAUGUACGGACAUUUUUCAGCAGGGAAAAAAUUUGAUCACCGGUGUACCGCUACAUGUGCGCCUCAUUUUGAAUAAGCCGGAAUUCUACCUGCGUACAUAUGCCAAUCUUCCAGUGGAUACCUUUAAAGCAUACAUUCGCAAUCCGCGGUUGUACGUCAAACGCUUUGUGCCUAAUCCGGCAUAUUUGUCUGCGCUUACUGCCCAAUUAUCGACAAAGACUGUGAAAUACCCUAUUGAGCGAGUGUGUAUGCGUGUUAAUGAUAUUGGUAUGAUUCAGAGCACAGUGCUGGCUAAUUUACAUAUUGGAGCAGUACCCAAAUGUGUUUUUGUGGGAUUUGUAAAAAGCUCGAGUUUUCACGGGCUGCGCCGAGGUAAUCCGUUUAACUUUGAACAUUUCAAUCUCAACUAUAUAAGUGUCGAAGUCGACGGACAGUCGUAUCCCGCACAAGCCUACCGACCAAAUUUCGCCACGGGUGAUUAUUUGCAAUCAUAUGACGGUCUGUUGGAGACGCUCGGCCGCUUGCACGCACCGGACGGGGCGCUGCCUUUCGACCGUAAAGCAUUUGCGGAAGGAUUUUCUAUUUGGGGAUUCGAUCUGACACCUUCACGGACAGGCCGGGGACCGAUGAGCACCGUGCGCCAAGGAAAUCUAUCAAUCCGCCUGCAGUUCGCCGCCCAAUUAACUGAACCAAUUAUGGCCAUUACGAUGAUGGUGUGGGAUAAUAUUAUUGAAGUUAAUUCACAUCGCCAGCUAAUUGCGGAUUUUACAGCGUAAAAACCUAACAUCGGCACUAAAAUGGACACUGCUGAAAUCGACCACGUGCUACGUUCAAGUACCGUGACGAAAGAUGCUUUUAUUGGUGUAUUUGCUGCGGACAUGUUACCACCGUCCCUGCCAAUGAAGCUGCCAUGGGCAUGCGUUGUCAAUACUGACGAAGCUGCAAAGCCAGGCUCACAUUGGUUGGCGUUCUACCAGGACGUCCCGGGAAAAUUGGAAUAUUUUGACUCUUAUGGUCACGAACCGAGAUUUUACGGCAUCCAUAUUGAAAGUUUUUGCAAGAACGCCGAGUUAGUUAUUUCGCAAGCGCAUCGUUUACAAAUGGAAUGGAGUACCGUGUGCGGACAGUACUGCUGCUUUUUUAUUCUAAAACGAUGCUCCGGCGAGUCAUUUACCUCUCUUAUUCAUUUGUUCACCAAUAGCAAAUCGUCGAAUGAUCGAAUGGUUUGUGCUUAUAUUAAUCAUUAUUUUGAUUUGAACACUGUAAUACGUGAUCGCUCUAUGAUAAUUCAGUCUGUUUUCCGUCAAAUAAUGCAAUAAAGUCUGGCCAUCCAAACCCUUACGUAUGAGUGUAGGUGUAGUUACUUUGUACCGCAACAAAUUGCAGUGCAACAAAAUAUUACACUACAGCAACAUUGCGCUGCCAUGUGGAUGUUUUGUUUCGAAAUAUAAACAGGACAUCGCAUUUUGUACUCGUGGUCUUGCCAAAAACAUGUGCUUCAUAGAAGUUUUUCCUUACUGCAUCUAUUUCUAUUUGG